Molecule: messenger RNA, 657 nt
Organism: Loxodonta africana (African savanna elephant)
Lineage: Eukaryota; Metazoa; Chordata; Mammalia; Proboscidea; Elephantidae
Product: olfactory receptor 8K3-like
Exons: 2
Coding region: 1-657 (218 amino acids)
Biological process (GO): G protein-coupled receptor signaling pathway; sensory perception of smell
Cellular component (GO): membrane
Molecular function (GO): G protein-coupled receptor activity; olfactory receptor activity; odorant binding
Source: RefSeq, a predicted model, not a curated record
AUGGGCAAACACAAUCUAACAGCGCUUAAUGAAUUUGUUCUGAUGGGAAUCACAGACCACCCAGAGCUGCAGGCUCCAUUGUUCGGGCUGUUCCUCAUCAUCUACAUGAUCUCAGUGGUGGGCAACUUGGGCAUCAUCAUCCUCACCAAAAUGGACUCCAGGCUACAAACUCCCAUGUACUUUUUUCUCAGACACCUGGCUAUCACUGAUCUUGGUUACUCAACAACUGUGGGACCAAAAAUGCUGGCAAAUUUUGUUGUAGAUGAAAAUACAAUCUCCUAUUACUUUUGUGCUGCACAACUAGCAUUCUUUAUUUUGUUCAUAAAUGUUGAACUUUUCAUUUUGUCGGCAAUGUCCUACGACCGAUAUGUGGCCAUCUACUUUCUCAGGAUGAACUCAGCUGAGGGCAGGCACAAGGCCUUCUUCACCUGUGGAUCCCCCCUGACGGCAGUGAUAGUGUUCUUUGGGACUUUAAUCUUUAUGUACAUGCAGCCCAAGUCCAGUCAUUCCUUUGAUGGUGAUAAAGGAGCUUCCAUAUUUUAUACCCUGGUUAUCCCCAUGUUGAACCCCUUGAUUUAUAGCUUGAGGAACAAAGACGUAAAAUAUGCCCUACAUAAGACACGGAAAAAAAUAUGGAACAUCUUUUCUACAGUUUGA